Messenger RNA from Anopheles nili, 2060 nucleotides. It is a transcript of the gene CCT5, whose product is annotated as T-complex protein 1 subunit epsilon. The transcript is spliced from 3 exons. The record is from RefSeq and is a predicted model, not a curated record. Gene Ontology annotation, cellular component: chaperonin-containing T-complex. Bases 90 to 1712 code for a protein of 540 amino acids. Gene Ontology annotation, biological process: protein folding. NCBI's taxonomy places the organism in Eukaryota, Metazoa, Arthropoda, Insecta, Diptera, Culicidae. Gene Ontology annotation, molecular function: ATP binding; ATP hydrolysis activity; ATP-dependent protein folding chaperone.
GUUCAGGAAAAGAUUUCUUUUCGUGAGCUGUGAAUCAUAUCGUGAAUUUUUGUUUCUGUGUGAGAGGUGCGGUACAUUAACUCAUCACGAUGAUGUCCUUACCGGGAUCGUUUGCCUGUGACGAAUACGGGCGCCCGUUUAUCGUGCUCCGGGACCAAGAGACCCAAAAGCGUCUCACCGGCACGGAAGCCAUCAAGAGUCACAUCUUGGCAGCGAAGCAAAUCGCCUCAAUCAUUCGUUCUUCGCUCGGACCCAAGGGUCUGGACAAGAUGAUGGUCAGCGGGGAUGGUGAGGUCACGGUCACCAACGACGGUGCAACCAUCAUGAAGCUGAUGGAUGUGGAUCACGAAAUCGGCAAACUGAUGGUGCAGCUCAGCCAGUCUCAGGACGAUGAAAUCGGCGAUGGUACGACGGGAGUGGUCGUGCUGGCGGGGGCACUGCUCGAACAGGCCGAGUCUCUGAUUGAUCGGGGCAUCCAUCCGAUUCGUAUCGCCGACGGUUUCGAGUUGGCAGCCCAGUGUGCUAUCAAGCAUCUGGAUACGAUUGCGCAUCCGUUUCCGGUGUCGCGGGAUAAUAAGGAACCGCUUAUCCGCGUGGCCAUGACCACACUCGGUAGCAAGAUCGUGAACAAGUGCCACAGACAGAUGGCCGAAAUUGCGGUCGACGCCGUGCUAACGGUGGCCGAUCUCGAGAAGAAGGACGUCAACUUUGAGCUGAUCAAGCUGGAGUGCAAGGUCGGUGGACGGAUGGAGGAUACUUGCCUGGUGAAAGGCGUGGUGGUGGACAAAACCAUGAGCCAUUCGCAGAUGCCCACGGUGUUAAAGGACGUCAAACUGGCCAUCCUGACCUGCCCGUUCGAGCCGCCGAAGCCCAAGACCAAGCAUAAGCUCGAUGUCACGUCCGCCGAGGACUACCGUAAGCUGCGAGAAUACGAGCAGGAGAAGUUCCUCCAGAUGGUGAAACAGGUCAAGGAUGCCGGAGCGACGCUGGCCAUCUGCCAGUGGGGCUUCGAUGACGAGGCGAACCAUUUGCUACUGCAGCAACAGCUGCCAGCUGUCCGAUGGGUUGGUGGUCCGGAGAUCGAGCUGAUCGCCAUUGCCACCGGUGGGCGCAUCGUUCCGCGUUUCGAGGAACUGUCGGCUGACAAGCUGGGAACGGCUGGUGUGGUGCGCGAGCUGAGCUUCGGCACGACGAAGGACAAGAUGUUGGUGAUCGAGGAUUGCCAGAAUACGCGCGCAGUUACGGUGUUGAUUCGCGGCGGCAACCAGAUGGUCACGGCGGAAGCAAAACGGUCCAUCCACGAUGCACUAUGUGUGGUGCGUUCGCUUAUUCGCGAUUCGCGCAUUGUAUACGGUGGAGGCGCGGCUGAAAUCAGCUGCUCGUUGGCGGUGGCAUGUGAGGCUGAUCAACUGUCUACAUUGGAGCAGUACGCGUUCCGUGCGUUCAGUGUUGCGCUCGAAUCGAUUCCGCUGGCUCUGGCUGAGAACAGCGGACUUUCGCCAAUCGAAACGCUGUCGGAAUUGAAGGCCCGCCAGGGUUCGGAAAAUUGCAGCACGGUCGGAGUGGACUGCAUGCUGACGGGCAAUUCGGAUAUGAAGGAACAUCACGUCAUCGAGUCGCUGCAUUCGAAAAAACAGCAGAUUGUGCUCGCCACCCAGCUCGUGAAGAUGAUUCUCAAGAUCGACGACGUUCGAACUCCGGCCGAUCAUUAAGUCGGCUAGUGCAGGAGCAGAACAUCGAGGUGCAUUUUCGUUUCUGUCUCAUGCGGUCUGAGAGGAUUCCUUAUGUAUUCACACACGCGUGUACGCGUCUUUUGCACUUAGGAUAGGUUCUCAUUAUUUCAUUACCUUUCACCAAGCUUCGUCGUCCUUCGGCUUGGCGAUGAUUUGGGCGCACAGAACCAUCCUUUUUCAGUUCACGGCACGUCGCUAUUUGCAAGCCGGUAGCGUUAAAUUAAACCAUGAAACUGAUCAUUUACGAUCUAUUCAUAAACGACUUAACACUUAAGUGCUUUCAAUUUCCCAUUUAACCAAUAAAUAAGAUGUUCUACAUCUUGUCGC